GCGUGGGCGAGUCCUGAUUGCAGUCGGACCUGCAGUCGAGGCACUCAACAGUUUGCAGAAUGCCUCCCGCCCCUGAUCUCAUUGGAGCCUUCGGACCGCCCUGCCCAUGGCCACCGAUGCCCCCAUUUCACUGCCUGAGGAAGCCGAGGCUCAGACAGGCCUCCAGCCCCUUGGGAGGCUGUCCCGGGAGCGCGUGGCAGCGUCGGAUCUAGGAGCCGGCUCCCUCCAGCUCCCUCCUCCGCGCCGCCCCGGGGUGCGCCCGCCGCCGCCGGCACCACUGCCGAGCCUGGCUCCUCGCGUUGGCCGCGCUGUUGCUGGUAGGCACAGCCCCCGCCAGGCACCAUGGACUGGAAGACACUCCAGGCCCUACUGAGCGGCGUGAACAAGUACUCCACAGCGUUCGGGCGCAUCUGGCUGUCCGUGGUGUUUGUCUUCCGGGUGCUGGUGUACGUGGUAGCUGCAGAGCGCGUGUGGGGGGACGAGCAGAAGGACUUCGACUGCAACACCAAACAGCCCGGCUGCACCAACGUCUGCUACGACAACUUCUUCCCCAUCUCCAACAUCCGCCUCUGGGCCCUGCAGCUCAUCUUCGUCACGUGCCCCUCACUGCUGGUCAUCCUGCACGUGGCGUACCGUGAGGAGCGGGAGCGCCGUCACCGCCAGAAGCAUGGGGACCAGUGCACCAAGCUGUACGACAACGCAGGCAAGAAGCACGGGGGCCUGUGGUGGACCUACCUGUUCAGCCUCAUCUUCAAGCUCAUCAUCGAGUUCCUCUUCCUCUACCUGCUGCACACUCUCUGGCAUGGCUUCGACAUGCCGCGCCUGGUGCAGUGCGCCAACGUGGCCCCCUGCCCCAACACUGUGGACUGCUACAUCGCCCGGCCCACCGAGAAGAAAAUCUUCACCUACUUCAUGGUGGGCGCCUCAGCCGUCUGCAUCGUGCUCACCAUCUGUGAGCUCUGCUACCUCAUCUGCCACAGGGUCCUGCGAGCCGUGCGCAAGGACAAGCCUCAACGGGGCAGCACCCCCUCAUCCUUCGCCAGCCGGGCUUCCACCUGCCGCUGCCACCACAAGCUGGUGGAGGCAGGGGAGCUGGAUCAAGAUCCAGGCAAUAAGAAGCUGCAGGCUUCUGCACCCAACAUGACCCCCAUCUGACAACAGGACAGGGGCAGGGCAACACAGGGGCUGCCGGUGGCACAGGCAGGGUGGUGUGGCAGAGUGGAGAGGUCCUACGGGGGCUGAGUGGCUCCACUUUGAAUUCACUAAGCUAUGCAACCUUCAUUUUGGCAGAUAUUUUUUGACAGUAGGCACUGGGCUCUCUACCCAGGUAUAGGUAACCCACAGACCCAGUGGCAACCCAAAGUGCAGACUUUGAAACAAGCGAAUUAACUAUCUAUGCAUGCAAGGGGCCACUUAGGAUGCUGCUAGCAGGGCUCCUGGCUAACCCAGGAAGGGGCUUCUCUGAGGAUAUAAUGUGUAAAAGAGGUGAGGAGUGCUCCCAAGCAGAGACAGCAGCAGCCACAGAGGCCUGGAGCCCACGCAAACAGAGACGCUCGCCCUGGGCUAGCCUUGGUGCAUCUAAGGCAUCUCCACUCCCUCCGGAGUAGCCACCCAGAUUCCUACAGUGGAGAGGGGGUCUUCUCCCAGCAGCAGCAGGUCUGGAGGCCUGACAGUGAGCCUGACAAGAGGUGCUGGAGACACCCAGGGGUCCCCCAGGUCAUCACUUGGCUCAGUGGAAGCCCCCUUCCUCCAAAUCCUACUCCCUCAGCCUCAGACAGUGGAUGUUCCCAUCUUCCUCCCCACAACUGUGCUCAGCCUGGUUCCAGCCUUUCAGACCCUGCUCCCAGGGACUCGGGGUGGAUGCGCUGAUAGGACAUCCUCCACACAGCUUCCUUGAAAUCAAUAAAGGCUGUGUUUUAUA
This is a messenger RNA of Saimiri boliviensis boliviensis (Bolivian squirrel monkey), 1921 nucleotides long. RefSeq names its product gap junction protein beta 3 (gene GJB3). Gene Ontology annotation, cellular component: connexin complex. Lineage: Eukaryota; Metazoa; Chordata; Mammalia; Primates; Cebidae. Gene Ontology annotation, biological process: cell-cell signaling. Gene Ontology annotation, molecular function: gap junction channel activity. The record is from RefSeq and is a predicted model, not a curated record.